This is a messenger RNA of Mercurialis annua (annual mercury), 2325 nucleotides long. RefSeq names its product receptor-like protein 46. Bases 1 to 2325 code for a protein of 774 amino acids. Lineage: Eukaryota; Viridiplantae; Streptophyta; Magnoliopsida; Malpighiales; Euphorbiaceae. Gene Ontology annotation, molecular function: protein binding. The transcript has 6 exons. The record is from RefSeq and is a predicted model, not a curated record. Gene Ontology annotation, cellular component: plasma membrane.
AUGUCAUCAUUUCCAUGGAGUGUGAAACUGCUUCAACUAAGCCGAAACCAUUUUUCCAGUUUCUUGCCUCAGAAUCUUUCAAAUUUCAGGCAGCUUCAAUACCUUGAUCUCCAUGACAAUAACUUCACCGGUGAAAUCCCUAAGUUUGUACGUGACCUCUCUUUUAUCCAAAUUUUGAAUCUUAGAAGAAAUACUACAAUUUCCUCUGCUUCCACAUUCUUACGGUCGUGGAACUCCUCUGAUAUUUCCAGUUGCUGUCAAUGGGAAAGAGUUUACUGCGAUUCGCAGCAGGUGAUUACCGAUCUUCAACUCGAAAAUAUUACUCAGUUAGUGGCAUAUGGAUCUGUUGUGACAUCAGAUGUUUUAACUUCACUUUUUCACUUGAAAACACUCACCUCUCUAACCAUUUCUUACAAUGACAUGCACGGUCAAAUUCCACGAGCCGGAUUUGCCAAUCUGACAAACCUCGUCUUUCUUUAUAUGCAUGAAAAUUGUUUCACCGGUUCGAUUCCUCAGUUAUUUUCUUUGAGGAAUUUGGAAACCCUUGACCUAACCAAUAAUCUGCUCCAUGGAACAUUAAAUCUCAACUUUGGAGCGGUUUCAAAUUUAAGGUGGCUGAGCUUCAGUUUAAACUUACUCCGAGGAGAUCCUGUAAAGCUCGGAAACCUCACUAGUUUGGAAUUACUUUCACUGGGAGACAAUAAGUUUUCUGGAGAAAUUCCGUCAUCGCUGUUUGGUUUGAAGGAAUUGAACUUUUUGGAUUUAAGAAGGAAUUCUUUUUCCACGGAGAUACCCAUGGAGAUUGGUAACUUUUCCAAGAUGGUAGUUCUUCUGCUGGGACAAAACAAUUUUCAGGGUAAGAUUCCAGCAUCAAUUCAAAAAAUGAAAAAUCUAGAAAUACUUGAUCUACAAGAUAAUUUUCUCUCUGGCGAUAUCCCGACAUGGCUGUUUGAUUUCAAGAACAUGAUUGAUUUGAUACUCGGAGGCAAUAGACUUUCUUUGGGAAACAAGACUAUCCGACCAAAGAGCAGCAACUCGUUAUCUCUAUUAUCUUUGAGAUCUUGCAAUCUUUCAGGCCAAGUACCCAUUUGGAUUUCCAAUUUGGCUAGACUUAAUUUCUUGGACCUUAGUCAUAACAACCUCACAGGAAAUUUUCCUCAAUGGCUAGCUGAAAAACAACUGUGUUACUUGAUUUUAUCAUCUAAUAAGUUUUCAGGUUCUUUGCCUCCUCUAUUGUUUCAAUCGGAGCAGUUAUAUGUUCUCGUGGCUUCGAACAAUAAUUUCUCAGGAUUACUGCCGGAAACUGUUGGUAAAGCUGUUGAAUUGAUAAUGCUGAUGAUGUCAAGUUAUUGGACUUGUCAAGCAACAAAAUUUUCAAGCAAUGAGUUUCCAAUCUUUAAUCAAACUUCACCUGUGGCUUAUAUUGAUCUUUCCUUCAAUAAUCUCUCCGGUGAAGUUCCUGUAACAUUUCCAUUGAAUGUAAAACUGCUUCAAUUAAGCCGAAACCAUUUUCCCGGUUUCUUGCCUCAGAAUCUUUCAAAUUUCAGGCGGCUUCAGUACCUUGAUCUUCAUGACAAUAACAUCACCGGUGAGAUCCCCGAGUUUUUAUGUCUUCUCUCUUCUCUCCGAAUUUUGAAUGUGAGAAGUAAUUCUUUCAACGGCUCCACUCCGAUGAAUCUGUGGAAUCUUAGUGCUCUGCAAAUACUCGAUUUUUCUGGUAACAGCCUUAAUGGGAAUAUUCCGAGUAGCUUAAGUAAACUCACAGGGAUGACCGAUGAACAUGAUGCCUUUUCUUCACAGCCUAUCAUUAGUGAUUCAGAUUUCUUUUCAGUUCUCUUCAACCAAUAUUAUAACUUGGAAGGAUUUAGAAGGGAAAUUCCAGAUAGUAUUGGCGGUUUGAAAGGCUUAAAGUCGCUGAAUAUUUCUAUAAACAAACUCUCCGGAAAUAUACCAAUGAGUUUUGAGACAUUGGCAAAGUUAUUGGAGCUUACAUACUUGGAUUUGAGCAACAACAAAUUGAAGGGUCGAAUUUCAAGCGGUCCUCAAAUGGACAGAAUGAAUGAUCCAAACUCUUAUGCCAACAACACUGGAUUGUGUGGUAUGCAGCUUCGGGUUCCUUGCGACAAGCCCUCGCCUGAACCGAACCCAACAGAAGCAGAGACUGAAGUUGAGGAAAGUAAGAAUUGGGAAACUUGGUUUUCAUGGAAAAUGGCAGUUAUCGGAUAUCCUUCUGGGCUUUUGUCAACAAUAUUGGUUAUGUAUGUCUCUGGCUACUUCAAUGUCACACCUCAGCAAGGCCAAAGACUCCACGUUGGGCGUAUUUAA